AUGGAGCUGCACUGUCUUCCUAUUGAGACCCCCACCACAGCCAGCUCCUGCUCCACGGACCCUGUGUACGAAAACUGCUCACCUUUUGCGCAGCGAGGGAGGGCCAGGGAAAAGGAAAUGGAGAGUGGGGUUGUGUGCAUGGCUGUAACCAGACUCCCGAGGCCCUGCAGCCCCCUGCCUGGCCUGGCCCCAGCUGUUGCUGAGGGUGGGGAAAGAGGACCUGGCGCCUGGCCAGAUCACAACUACUGCAGCUGGAGAGUAGGCUUUGGAAGACAGUACUGGGAAGCAGAGCUGAUUCCUGGCAUAAAGAAUGCAGGAGGAGGAGAGAGAGGAGGAGUACAGGAAGGCAGCUGGAGACAAGAGGACAGAGCUCAUCUGAACCACAGUCCCAGUUUAACACAGAGUGAUGAGCACACGAGUGCUCUGUCCCUGUAUGAUAACCUCCCAAACGCAGUCACCCCCGACAACCUCCAGGACUUCUUCGACUUGGAAACAAGCUUCCAGGAGCACUUGCAGGAACAGAUGUACCAAGCAUGGGCCCCUGACCAGACCCAGGGAGUGAUGGAGGGUGAGGGGGCAAGUGAUGGGAAGAGCCCCUGGCCCUCCUGUGAGAUCAUCUUUGCUGAAAGUGGUUCCAGUAAACAGGUCCAGAGUCCAGAUCAAGAUAAGAAGCAUGAACAAGAGCCAGAGAUGGACUCAGGAGCCAGCCCGAUGCUUCAUCUCCAGUUCCUGUCAUCACCUCAACAUCUUACUGCAAGCUCCCCCCAGUCCUCCCAAGCCUUGUGUCCCUCAUUUAAAGCCCAGCACUCAGAGCAGCCAUCCUGUGCUCUCAGGGUGCCCCCUCCAGUUCCCCUAGCUGACCCCUCUGCCAGCGCCCUCCGUAGCCUCCUCACCAGCCUCCAACAGCAGAUAGUCAAACAGAGGAAGGAGUAUGAGGAAAGGAUAAUCAGCCUAGAGCAGAGGAAUGAAGAGCUGCAGUUAAAGGUUGUGCAGCUGAAAACAAACCUCGCCCAGCAGCAACAGUGGUACGAGGUCGUCCAGGCUAAGAUUGUGGAAUCUGAAAGGAGCCGGGCUGCUGCAGAACUACGCAAUGCAAUGCUGCAGAGAGAGAUGGAACAGUUCUUUGACACCUUCGGGGAGCUCAACGACGAGGCCAAGAAGACAGAACUUAUUGUCAAGAGCUUUUGAAAAA
Molecule: messenger RNA, 1192 nt
Organism: Monopterus albus (swamp eel)
Lineage: Eukaryota; Metazoa; Chordata; Actinopteri; Synbranchiformes; Synbranchidae
Exons: 2
Coding region: 1-1188 (395 amino acids)
Source: RefSeq, a predicted model, not a curated record